GCCGCUGCGGCUCUGCAAGCUGAACUGGAGGGCGGGGGCAGCUGCUACUGCCUUGGAAACCACUGCGGCGGCGACUGCGCUAUCCCUGUCUGGGCAGCCCAGCUCUAUUGGGUUGCCUAGACAGUUCCGUGGCUGAGGAGCCAUCCUUUCCCUGCAGGGCCUAAGAGACGAGACAGCUAUUCGUGACGCCUGACCAUCCACCCGCUGUCCAUCUACGAAGCCCAGGUAAAGAAAAAGAGACCAUCAAAGGCGAUUCCAAACUGGAAUUCUGUGUGGCUGAUUGCGGAGCUGUCUAAACUAGAGAUUCGGAGCACCCGGAUCUGAGAAGCCAGUGGACAGAGAUCAACCCAACCCAGGACCAGAACUCACGGAAAGCACUUGUUGCAGAGACUGGGUUUAGUGAAGGUGAAGGCCAGUUCCCAAGCUCUGUUCCUACCCAAACACAAGGAAGACAGUGCCCAGGAGCGUUGCUUUGGAGGAUUCUGUCGAGUGGGCUGGUUUUGUUCGCCCAAGCAUCAGAUAUCCAAUUGUUGUCAGACAUGGCUAGCAUCCUUGCUGGGAUGGGUAGCAGCCGAAGGCAGAAUGCAGCUUUUCUGCCUUUGGCCCAUUCCAUGCUGAGGGCCCUGGGGAGGAGUCUUGGUCCUUUGAUAGCCAACAUUGCAGAUAGAAACUUGAAGCCGUUCUCUGGGAAGGCAGAGCUGGCCCUGGGGGAAGAAACCUUUGAGAACUGGCUAAGCCAAGUCCAGGAGGUCUUGCCAGACUGGCAUAUGCCUGAGGAGGAAAAGGUCAAACGCCUGAUGAGAACCCUUAGGGGCCCUGCCCGGGAGGUAAUGCGUUUGUUCCAGUCUGCCAAUCCCAAUCUAAAUGUGGCAGAAUUUCUGCGGGCAAUGAAACUGGUCUUUGGGGUGUCUGAGAGCAGUGUGACAGCACAUGGUAAAUUUUUAAACACCCUGCAGGCACAUGGAGAGAAACCUUCCCUGUAUAUGAUCCGUUUAGAGGUACAACUGCAGAAUGCUAUCCAGGCAGGGGUCCUUGCUGAGAGAGAGGCAAACAGGAUUCGCAUGCACCAGCUCCUUGUAGGGGCUGAGCUCAGUAGGGACCUGCGCAUCAAGCUUAAGGGCCUUCUCCAAAUGCAUGCCUAUAAUGAGCAGGAAAGCCUUCCUGACUUCCUGGAGUUAAUCAGGAUGGUGAGGGAGGAAGAAGAGUGGGAUGACACUUAUUUUAACCAUAAGCGGCCCAGAAGAGCUGAGACAAUAAUGGAGAGGGCCGCCAGUCCUGUAGUGUUUCAGGGCUCCCUGCCUAUAGUGAUAGGCAGCAACGACCGCAAUGUAAUAGAGAUAGAUGAUUCCCCGGAUGACUCAGAUGAAGAUGUGAUCCUGGUGGAGACUGAGGACCCUCCACUGUCAUCCCCAAGUACCCCAUCCCUCAGAGGCAGAACCCCUACACAGGAUGAAAUGCUGGCUAUUGAAUCCCCCAGCGAUUUUGAUGAUGAGUCUCCUUCCACUAGCAGUGGUUCUGGGCAAAGGAAUAAUGGGCCUGGGGAUCUACGUAGAAGCAGAAAGCGAAAGUACCCCAUCCGCUGUCCCCAUUGUGGUGAGGAGGGCCAUGCAAAAGAAACCUGUGACAACACCAGCAACCAUGGCCAGGUUUUUGAGAAUCUGAUAGUCACACUGCAGGAGCUGACUCAUAUGGAGAGAUCAAGACCCUCUGCACCAUACUAAGGUGUGAGGCUCAGCCCCAGAUCAAUGUUUAAGUCUCUCCAGAUGCUGUUUCUGGAGAAACCAAGGACAGGGUGGGCUUCAGAAGGAAUUCAUUAAAAAACAGUCUUCUUUGGGGGAAGAAAAGGCAGACUUGUACACAUAAAGGAGACAGAUGGCCCCUACAUCAUUUCUUGCUUAUUCCCUCUGACUGCUUAAUGGUUGUUUCUUUGUGUGUCUUUCUUCGGUGAUUUAAAUCUGUUCAUAAAGUGGUAUCUUUUGGAACCUGCCAAAUGAAAUUAAAAAAAAAACCCCUAAAGUACGUAUUACCUGAAAUUCUCACCCUGAUACAAUCAUUGUCAACCCUUUAGUGAAUGUUCUUCUGUGUAUUUUCCUGUACCUUUGUGCCUAGAUAUGUAUGUAUAGAUAAAAGUGAUCAAAUAUAAGUGCUGUUCUAUAUGUAUUUUUUCAUCAAGCAGUAUAUAUCGUGGACUUCUAAAUAAAUGAAUAUAUAAGCAUCUAA
This is a messenger RNA of Mesocricetus auratus (golden hamster), 2220 nucleotides long. It is a transcript of the gene Zcchc18, whose product is annotated as zinc finger CCHC-type containing 18. Gene Ontology annotation, cellular component: nucleus. The record is from RefSeq and is a predicted model, not a curated record. Bases 540 to 1721 code for a protein of 393 amino acids. The transcript has 4 exons. Lineage: Eukaryota; Metazoa; Chordata; Mammalia; Rodentia; Cricetidae.